CGACAAAUCUACAAACGUGUUCCAGUCGUCAGUCGUGACGCGAUCGUCCACCGAUGCGUACGAUACGUCAAACACAUUCCAAAUUCCAAAUGAAAUGAAAAAAACAAUGAUGUUCCACGAGAAAUUAGACAUCAAACUGAUACGCCUGGUGAAGGACAACCCCGUAUUGUACGACCACAAUCAUGUUAAAUACAUGGACUUCAACUCCAGGGAAGUGGCGUGGCAGAAGAUCGGCGACGAACUCAAAAGAUCGGCUGCUGAUUGUAAAGUGAGAUGGAUCAAUAUCAGAGACGUAUACAGGCGCAUACUAAGAAAAAGCUUAGAAAUAGGCGCGCGACAGAAAUGUUACAAAUAUGAAAAUGAAAUCGCAUUCCUAAGGCCCUUCUACAAAGACGUUACCCUCCCAAUCGAAGAGUUCGAGUCUGAUGAUAGAAGUAACAACGGAAACGAGGAUUGUGGAGAUAUAGGUAUCCCUGAUAGUGAAAACUCUGAUGAGUGUGACAGGAAACCGAAACUAACCAUGCCCAAAACAUCGAAAAAGAAGAGGAAAAAGAGAUAUUCAGAAGUAGUCGUCGAUCCAGUGAGUACUCCGUCGUUUUCUGAAGUAACAGUCCCCACAGAGUUUGACGCUUCAGAUCCGGUUGACGCCUUUUUAAUAAGUAUCGGUGCGACUUUGAAAACGUUUUCGCCGUAUCAUUUGAAUUUGGCGAAGAGUAAGAUAUUUUCGGUCGUUCAGGAACAUGAUCUACAACAAAUAGUUCAAAAGGAUCAACAGAGUGAGGGCACGCCACAUGAUAUUAAAAUUACCACAACAGAGGCUAUUUAUAUGCAAUAAUAUUGGAAAAAAAGUAGUCAACGUCGUAGCUGAGUCUGUUAAACUCGCGAUAAAUUUGAAAACUUUUGAACGAAUUUUAAUGCAGUUUUAUGCAUGCAGGUAGAGUGAUUCGUAAAUAAGAUUAAAGUAUAUUAUAAUUUGUUAAGUUUUUUUGUAAAUUAGUGGAAAUUUCAAGAUUUUUUGAUUUUGAUUUGUUGAAAGUGUCGGGAAAAGGUAAGCCGCCUGUAAGCUUUUAUCAAUAACGCUACGUAAUUAUGACAAAACAUUGCAAGUUUGCGAUACUAUGAUAUUAAAUUGAAAGUUUACACCGAAUUAGUUGCUGACAAAGUCCAGGGCGUCCACUAUAUAAUAGCUGAAAUAUAGCUUUCAAAUGUUGAACAUUUACUACAAGUUGCCUUAUAUCGCAACUUUAAAUGUGUAUUCAACUUUAAUUAUCUAAAAUCCUUACUAAUAUUAUAAAUUCGAAAGCAAAUCUAGUUGCGUUUGUCUAAUUUGUAGUGUCUAUUAUUAUUAAAUUGAUGUACAUGAAAGUUUAAUAAAUACUUUAUAGUUAUAAUAUUUUAUGUAUGUAUUUCAAAACCUUAGAAUUAUUAAUUAAAGAAAAAUACUUUACGAAAAAAUAUUUUUAUUAAUAAAUGUGCAGAAAUGAUUGUAUAUUAUAAUUAAUGUACCGACUUCUUCUUAUUGAAUAAAUUAAAUUCUUGUCUGUUCAA
Molecule: messenger RNA, 1548 nt
Organism: Bicyclus anynana (squinting bush brown)
Lineage: Eukaryota; Metazoa; Arthropoda; Insecta; Lepidoptera; Nymphalidae
Exons: 2
Coding region: 95-835 (246 amino acids)
Biological process (GO): regulation of transcription by RNA polymerase II
Cellular component (GO): transcription regulator complex; nucleus
Molecular function (GO): DNA binding
Source: RefSeq, a predicted model, not a curated record